Microdochium trichocladiopsis is the source of this 1555-nucleotide messenger RNA. Its product is annotated as MED6 mediator sub complex component-domain-containing protein. NCBI's taxonomy places the organism in Eukaryota, Fungi, Ascomycota, Sordariomycetes, Xylariales, Microdochiaceae. Bases 217 to 1188 code for a protein of 323 amino acids. Gene Ontology annotation, biological process: regulation of transcription by RNA polymerase II. The record is from RefSeq and is a predicted model, not a curated record. The transcript has a single exon. Gene Ontology annotation, molecular function: transcription coactivator activity. Gene Ontology annotation, cellular component: core mediator complex; mediator complex.
CACCAUCUGUACCUCCCAUGUCCGCCGUCACUCAUCGCACCGACCCCAGCUCAGCAUCGAUUGGCGUAUCAGGCCACAACUAGCUGCCUACGGUGUUCCUUAGACCUGUUCGCUUAGCGAUCAGUGUCCCCACCGGCAUUCAAGUCUCACUGUCCAGCGCCUUGGUCAGAGGGAAUCUCGUGCUGUUCCUUGGGAGGCCAUUGCUUCGAGACCGCAAUGUCAAACCAACCUCUCGACGAGAUACAAUGGCGAGCACCGCAGAUAGUUGCAGCCAUGCCCGGCGGUAUCCACUCGAACACGGUUCUCUAUUACUUUGCGGAAUCGCCCUUCUUCGACAGAACCUCCAAUAACGCCGUACUCGUCAGCCAAGGCAACUACAUGCCCAACAUCCACAAGGCGCUCCAGUCGCGCGACACCUUCGAGGCUCGUCUGAAGACAAUGUCUGGGCUCGAGUUCAUCGUCGCCCAGGAACCAGCCGAGACGAGUCCACACGCAGGCACGGGUGUCUGGGUGAUACACAAACAGACGAGAAGGAAGCGGCCAAAGCACGAAGACGAAGUGACGAUCCAUGCCGCCUACUACAUUGUUGGCGAUUCAGUCUUUAUGGCGCCGACCAUGGCCGACAUCCUCACCUAUCGCAUGUCCUCGAUUGCCGCCGGGCUCAGCAAGAUGUUCCCAGCUGCCAACUCGGCCCGGACAUGGUCGCCAUCCGUAGGACACAAAUACCGGCAACCAGCGCCAACCAACCAAGUAUCAAAGAAAGCCUUUGAGUCACGCGGUGCGACUCCUCUCCCAGAAUCUCAAAGUCAGACAGCCAAGAACGGCACUUCUAUAGAGCAGAAGAAGAGUACAACAGACGCGGCAUUGGAAGCCAGGUUACUAGAGAGGACGAUUGGCGUACAUAUGCAAUUUGGUGGAGAAUACAUGGACGACAACCCAAUUGCUGGAGUGCCAGGCAACUUCCACCUGUCGUCCACGGGCAGACGGGAUAUGAGCAAGCUUCAACUGCCACUAAGUACAUCGACAGCGAGAAAUCCCGUCUCGAGCACCGGCUCAACGGCAGGCUCCACACCAGCAGGCAAGAAGGAUGAGAAGGGCCCGAAGACACCAAAGACGCCUUCUGGAAUGCCCUCGAAGCCGAAGCGGAAAAAGACAAAAAGUGCAGCUGCAACCCCGACAGCCUCGUGACUUGUGACUUUGCCAACAGGGAUAGUUUCAGCCCACUUGCUACAAAUGAUACAGCCGAUGCGGGCAUAUUGAUCACGGACCGACGAUGUCCACGAGCUGGUUGCGGAAGUAUCGCUCUCUUCGAUCUGCCGCCAUGCGUGCUAGAAGUCCUCACAAUUAGAUAGAGCAAUGAUACCCCGAGGAACCGCCGAGCUUUGGCCGCCCUGCUUGCGUGCACGUUUGGGUUGGAAGCAUAUUUACAUCCAGACUGGAUGAUUGUGCAUCAUCAUAGGUCAAGCACUGAAACGCCACAGGGUCACGACCACCGCGACCAUACGUUACGGCCCAGCACUGCAGACAGCCAAAAUCAAAAGCCAAUAGCGACUGC